AUGUUCUUCAUCAUUUAUUUAAUUAUUUUAGUUAAAUUAAUUAAUGGUGAAAUCUCUAUUCGUCCACCAGGAAUUGGAAAGAAUAAUUCGAUAUAUAUUUUAAGUUUAAAUUCUCCUUUACAGUUAGAUUGUGAAGUUGAAUAUGGAGAUUUUGAUGAUAUAGAGGAUAUUAAUGCUUUGGAGUGGGUGAGGGGGAAAAUGAAAAUUGGAAAUAAUUGGUUGAGUAUAUAUACACAACCAAAAAUUGAUGAAAAACGUCGCUGGCUUCGUCAAUCACUUUAUAUACCAAAAAUAACUGAACAAAAUUCUGGAGAAUAUAAAUGUUUAUUUUUUGAUGAUUUACAAAAAACAAUUAAUUUAUUUAUUUUAAAAAAUUUGGAAUGGAAAACAAAAACAAACAAAAUAGGUGCACAAAUAGGGCAACCAUUAACAAUAAAUUGUGGGGCAGAAAAUAUUCCAGAUGAGGCAAUUCAAAUACUCGAUUCGAAAGGAAGGGCUAUUGAAGAAGUUUUGGAUGAAGUUGUGGUUACUGGGGCUGAAAUUACUUUAACUAAAAUUGGAAAAGAACAUAAAGGAUUAAAAAUUCGUUGUGUUGCUGUUCGCCCAAUAAAUUUAAAAAAUUUGGGAUUGAGUGAAGAUUUGGAUAUAAAUUCUGUUGAUUCUGUACAUACAGAUGAAUUAGAUUUAAUUAUUGAUGUUUGGAUUCCCCCAAAAUUUGACGAUCAUUUUUCUUCUUCCAAUCACCGUCAUUAUGCAAUCCCCGGCUCUAAACAAUUACUUCGUUGGACUAUUACAGAAUCUAACCCUCCAGUUAAAAUUUGGACUUUAAAUAAAGAUGGAGAAAUUUUAAUUGAAAAAGAAAAAAUUAAAAUAAUCCAAAAUUUAAAUGAAACAACAAAACCUUUUUUUGCUAUUUUGAUAGAAAAUGUACAGGAUGAAGAUUAUGGUCGUUAUACAUUAACUGCACAUAAUGGAAUAUUAGAAUCCCAACAAACACAAACACUCGUUAUUACACAGCCUCCUUCACAACCAAAAGUUUUUGUUGAUUGGGUAAGUAGUAAUGGUUCUGUUAGUUGGAGAAUAGAAGAACAAAAACAAAAUAAAAACCAAUUAAAUGUUGCUUAUUUUUGGAUUGUUUAUAAACAAAUUAGUAAAAGAUUACAACAACAACAACAAAUUAAUUAUUUUAAAAAUAAUUCAUUAAAAAUAAAUAACAAAAUAGAAGAAACUACUACUUUGUCUAAUUUAUUAUCAAAUACAACAAUUUCAAUUCAAACGUAUCGAGUUAGAAGGAGAAAAAAUUUAAAUAAUUUAUACGAAAUUGCUGGUUUAGAGCCUUUUACAGAAUAUGAAUUUAUUUUUGUUGCUGGAAAUCAAGCAGGUGAAAGUGAUCCACUUUCUUUUAAUUUAGAAAUAAUUGAAAGAAAUAAAAGAAACGAUAAAAAUAAUAACGAAGAGGAAUAUUUUGGAAUUAAUUAUUCUACUAAAAAUUAUUUUAAUUAUUUUUUAUUUUUAAUUACUUUUAUUUAUUUUAAUUUAUUUAAUUAA
Messenger RNA from Meloidogyne enterolobii, 1548 nucleotides. Lineage: Eukaryota; Metazoa; Nematoda; Chromadorea; Rhabditida; Meloidogynidae. The record is from the annotation of a GenBank genome assembly.